Molecule: messenger RNA, 1200 nt
Organism: Thermochaetoides thermophila DSM 1495
Lineage: Eukaryota; Fungi; Ascomycota; Sordariomycetes; Sordariales; Chaetomiaceae
Exons: 4
Coding region: 1-1200 (399 amino acids)
Biological process (GO): proteolysis
Molecular function (GO): aspartic-type endopeptidase activity
Source: RefSeq, a predicted model, not a curated record
AUGACCAGAUUUGGACAAUUUGGUGAAAUCAAUGCUGAGAGUGUGCGCGAUGAUCGCGAGUACCUGAGCCGUGUUGGAUUUGGUACGCCACCACAAUGGUUGGAUGUCGAUAUGGACACAGGGAGCUCCGAUGUAUGGAUCUACACCUCCGACACCAAGAAAAACGUCGCGGGUGACCGCAAGGUCUUCGACAUCGACAAAUCCAAAACCGCCCGCAAGGUCAACAACACCUCCUGGAUGAUCACCUACGGAGACGGCAGCCGCGCCUGGGGCAACGUCUACACAGACCACAUCUCGCUCGGCAACCUAACCAUCCAAAACGCGACCAUCGAGUCGGCCAUCUCGGCCUCCGCAUCUUUGACCGACGAUCCAGACAUCGACGGGAUCUUCGGGCUCGCCUACGCCCUGCCCUCGCAAACCAUCCCCCGCCAGCCGACCGUGCUCUCGGCCAUCGUGCCGCAGCUGGCCGAGCCUAUCUUCACGGUCGACCUGCGGUGGCACAGCGACAAGGGGGCCUACACAUUUGGGUUUGUCGACAAGGGGCGGAUUAAGAAAGGUAAGCAGGUGUACUGGACACCCGUAGUAGGGGACUCGGGGUUCUGGCAGGUGGAUUAUGCCGAUGCGAGGGUUGUUGAUGGGAAGAAUGGUGGCAAGAAGAACAACGAUUACAUCGAAGAGAACAAGGAAAAGAAGAGGAUGAACGGCAAGCUGGGCUCAGGAAACGGCUGGACAGCCAUCGUCGACACAGGCACAACCCUCCUCCUACUCGACCAAGAGACCUGCGCGACGUACUACUCCAAGGUCCCCAACGCGACAUACAACCGGUCGCUCGGCGGGCUGUGGACGUAUCCCUGCCAGCUCUCCGACACAGACACGGGUGCCAAAGGCGGCAAGAUGGCACCGUACGAGCAUCCUAAGGGAUCCAAUCCUAACAAGAGAGGUGGUGCAGGCACGCUGCCCGACUUCGAGAUCGAGUUCGACAACGGGUUUGUGGCGACCAUCCCGGGAGUGUACAUGAACUACUCGAGCCUGCCGGACGACGAGGAGACGUGCAUGGGGGGCUUGCAGAGCUUUGAUAUGGAGGACUUUGGGAUAUUGGGAGACGUUUUUUUGAAGGCGGUUUAUGCCGUGUUUGAUGUGGAAAAGGGGCAGGUCGGGUUUGCGGAGAAGGAGUUGGAGCUUGAAGAGAAGAGUUUGUAG